Geodia barretti is the source of this 747-nucleotide messenger RNA. Lineage: Eukaryota; Metazoa; Porifera; Demospongiae; Tetractinellida; Geodiidae. The record is from the annotation of a GenBank genome assembly.
AUGACCUGGCGCUUCCUGAUCGCGCUCGUGGUGCUGGUGUUCUUCCUCUUCCCCGUCUACUGGCUCUUCAUCACCUCGAUCAAAUCGGCGGGCGAUAUCUUCGCCCGCCCGCCGGUCUGGUUCCCGAACGAGCCGAACUUCCGCAUCUUCGGGAUCCUGUUCAAGGACGGCGACGUCUGGGCGAUCUACAACAGCCUCAUCAUCGCCAGCGUCUCGACCGUCGUUGCCAUGGUGCUGGGCACCGCGGCUGCCUACAGCCUCGCGCGCUUCAAGACCGGCGGCCAGAACCUCGCGAUCUGGAUCAUCUCGCAGCGGAUGAUCCGCCGAUCCUACGUCGGGCUGAUCCUGCUCUACAUCGCGUUCAAUCUGCCCUACGUGAUCUGGAUGAUGCGCGGCUACAUCGAGGACAUCCCGGUGGAGGUGGAGGAGAGCGCGCUGACCGACGGCUGCUCGCGCUGGCAGGCGCUGCGCAAGAUCGUCUUCCCCAUGGCGCGCACCGGCAUCUUCGCGACGGCGGUGUUCACCUUCAUCUUCGCGUGGAACGAGUUCGUCUUCGCGCUGAUUCUGACGCGCCACGAAGUGCUGACCUUCCCCGUGCUGGUCACCCACUAUUACGGCGCCCAGUCGACCUUCUGGGCGAAGAUCGCGGCGCUUUCGGUGCUUGGCACUCUGCCGGUGUUCUUCGCGGUCGCGACGCUCCAGCGCUUCCUCGUGCGCGGGAUCACCAUGGGCGCGGUCAAGGGGUAG